Loxodonta africana (African savanna elephant) is the source of this 5351-nucleotide messenger RNA. RefSeq names its product protein phosphatase 6 regulatory subunit 2 (gene PPP6R2). Gene Ontology annotation, cellular component: cytosol; nucleus. Gene Ontology annotation, molecular function: protein phosphatase binding; protein phosphatase regulator activity. The coding region runs from base 1514 to 4621 and encodes 1035 amino acids. The transcript is spliced from 25 exons. The record is from RefSeq and is a predicted model, not a curated record. Lineage: Eukaryota; Metazoa; Chordata; Mammalia; Proboscidea; Elephantidae.
CUAUCCAUCUCAUGGAUGGAGUGAAUGGAAGGAAUACAGAAUGUCAGUAUACCAAAAAGAAUUGGUCGAUGUUCAGCCAUUUCAGGAGGUGGCAUAAGAUCAACAACCGAUGGUACUAAAGCGGUCCAAGCUGCACUGAAGGCACUGGCAAAACACAAGGCGUCAGGAGUUGACGGAAUACCAGUUACGACGUUUCAACAAAGGGAUGCAGCACUGGCGGUGCUCACUCGUCUAUGCCACGAAAUUUGGAAGACAGCUUCCUGGCCAACUGACUGGAAGAAAUCCACAUUUGUACUCAUUCCAAAAAGGUUGUGGAAAUUAUCGAGCGGUAUCAUUGAUAUCAUAUACAAGUUAAAUAUUUGCUGAAGAUCAUUCAAAAGCAGUUGCAGCAGUACAUUGACAGGGAACUGCCAGAAAUUCAAGCCGGAUUCAGAAGGGGAUGUGGAACCAGGGAUAUCAUUGCUGAUGUCAGGUGGAUCCUGCCUGAAAGCAGAGGAUGCCAGAAAGAUGUUUACUUGUGUUUUUUUGACUGUGCUAAGGCAUUCGACUUUGUGGGUCAUAACAAAUUAUGGAUAACAUUACAAAGAAUGGGAAUUCCAGAACACUUAGUUGUGCUUGUGAGGAACCAGUACUUAGACCAAGAGGCAGUUGUUUGAAACGAACAAGGGGAUAUGGCAUGGUUUAAAGUCGGGAAAAUGGUGCAUCAGGGUUGUAUCCUUUCAUCAUACUUAUUCAAUCCAUAUGCUGAGUAAAUAAUCAGAGAAACUGAACUAUAUGAAGAACGGGGCAUCAGGAUUGGAGGACAACUCAUUGACAACCUGCACUAUGCAGAUGACAGAACCUUGCUUGCUGAAAAUGAAGAGGACUUGAGGCAUUUAUGGACGAAGAUCAAAGACCACAACCUUCAGUAUACAUUAUACCUCAACAUAAAGAAAGCAAAAAUUCUCAGAGCUGGACCAGUAAGCAACAUCAUGAUAAAUGGAGAAAAGAUUGACGUCGUCAAGGAUUUCAUUUUACUUGGAUCCACAAUCAAUGCCCAUGCAAGCAGCAGUAAGAAGUCAAAAGACACAUUGCAUUGGGCAAAUAUGCAGGAAAUCUCUUUAAAGUGUUGGAAAACAAAGAUAUCAUCUUGAAGACUAAGGUGUGCCUGACCCAAGCCAUGGUGUGUUCAAUCACCUCACGUGCAUGUGAAAGCUGGACAGUGAAUAAGGAAGACCAAAGAAGAAUCUAUGCCUUUGAAUUAUAGUGUUGGAGAAGAGUAUUGAAUAUACCAUGGACUGCCAGAAAAACAAACAUAUCUGUCUGAGAAGAAGUACAGCCAGAGUGCUCCUUUGAAGUGAGGAUGGUGAGACUUUGUCUUACAUACUUUGGACAUGUUAUCAAGAGGGACCAGUUCCUGGAAAAGGACAUCAUGCUUGGUAAAGUCGAGAGUCAGCGAAAAAGAGGAAGACCUUCAACAAGAUGGAUGGACCCAGUGGUUGCAUCAGUGGGCCCAGCUCUGUGAGCCAUCACCAUGUUCUGGAAGUUUGACUUGAAUACCACCUCGCACGUCGACAAGCUGCUGGACAAGGAGGACGUGACGCUGCAGGAGCUUAUGGAUGAGGAUGACCUCCUGCAGGAGUGCAAGGCCCAGAACCGAAAGCUGCUGGACUUCCUGUGCCGGCAGCAAUGCAUGGAGGAGCUGGUGAGCCUCAUCACGCAGGACCCGCCCCUGGACAUGGAAGAGAAGGUCCGCUUCAAGUAUGUACUGCUGCCGUGCCAGUUGCUUGGUUUGUGCCCUUUUAGAUAUCCAAACACAGCCUGUGAGCUGCUGACCUCUGAUGUGCCACAGAUCAACGACAAGCUGGGAGGGGACGAGACCUUACUGAACCUUCUGUACGACUUUCUGGACCAUGAGCCUCCUCUCAACCCUCUCCUCGCCAGCUUUUUCAGCAAGACCAUCGGCAACCUCAUUGCAAGAAAAACUGAACAAGUGAUUGUGUUUCUGAAGAAGAAGGACGGGUUCAUUGGCUUGGUGCUGCGGCACCUCGGCACCUCGGCCAUGAUGGACCUGCUGCUGCGCCUGGUCAGCUGCGUGGAGCCAGCUGGCCUCCGGCAGGAGGUCCUGCAUCACCACCCUCAGCCUUGUGCCCAGUGGCUUAAUGAAGAGAAGAUAAUUGAGAGACUCGUGGGGCUGAUCCACCCGAGUCAGGAGGAGGACAGGCAGUCCAAUGCAUCUCAGACACUCUGUGACAUUGUCCGGCUGGGCAGAGACCAGGGUGGUCAGCUGCAGGAGACAGCAGAGCCUGACCCUCUCCUUGCGGUCCUGGAGUCGCAGGGCUGCAUAGAGCAGCUGCUCAGGAACAUGUUUGAUGGGGAGCAGACUGAGAGCUGCCUGGUAUGCGGCACGCAGGUCCUGCUGACUCUGCUGGAGACACGGCGUGCCGGGACAGAGGGUGGCUCGGUGGACUCCUUCUCUCAGGGACUCGAGCGGCUGCACAGCGUUAGCAGUAGUGUACUGCAGGGCAUCGAGCCGCGGCUGAGGGACUUCCACCGUCUGCUGCUCAGCCCGCCAAAGAAAAGCGCAAUCCUCACCACCAUCGGCGUGCUGGAGGAGCCGCUGGGGAAUGCCCGUCUGCAUGGUGCCCGUCUCGUGGCCGCACUGCUGCACACGAACACGCCCAGCAUCAACCAGGAGCUCUGCCGGCUCAACACGAUGGACCUGCUGCUGGACUUGUUUUUUAAGUACACCUGGAAUAACUUCUUGCACUUCCAAGUGGAACUGUGUAUAGCAGCCAUUCUUUCCCACGCCACCCGGGAAGAGAGAGCAGAAGGUGGUGAGUCCGUGAGCAGGGUGGAGCCAGCACCAGGGAACAGGACCCCCAAGGACCCGCAGCCUGCAGCCAGCCACCCUGAAGACACAUUGGUGACCCAUCUGUUUCAGAAGUGCUGCCUGGUACAGAGGAUCCUGGAGGCCUGGGAAGCCAACGACCAUACACACUGCCGAUCUAACGUGCAUGGUGGGUGGUGCUGGCCUUGUGGGCCUGAGCGCCUUGGUGUCCAGGCUCCUGGUGUGGCUGAAGGGUCCUGUGUGUGCAGUCCCUUCCCACUUCUAGAGGCUCACCUGCCACACCUCCUUUCCUGCACCCACCGUCCCUGCUCACGCUUCACACAGCUUCAGGGGGCAGCAGGUGGCAUGCGGCGUGGGAACAUGGGCCACCUCACGCGGAUUGCCAACACGGUGGUGCAGAACCUGGAGCAGGGCCCCAUGCAGACCCAUAUCAGUGAGGUCAUCCGAGGGCUCCCUGAGGACUGCCGGGGGCGCUGGGAGAGCUUCGUGGAGGAGACCUUGACCGAGACCAACCGCAGGAACACUGUGGACCUGGUGAGCACCCACCACCUCCACUCCUCCAGCGAGGAUGAGGACAUUGACAGUGCCUUCCCCAGCGAGCUAUCCCUCCAGCAGGCUUUCUCCGAGUACCAGAUCCAGCAGAUGACAGCCAGCUUUGUGGAUCAGUUUGGCUUUAACGACGAAGAGUUUGCAGACCAGGACGACAACAUCAAUGCGCCAUUUGACAGGGUUGCAGAGAUCAGCUUCAGCACCGAUGCAGAUGAUGACAGUCCACACGCAGCACUGUUUGAAGCUUGCUGCAGUGACCGCAUCCAGCCCUUCGAUGAUGAGGAGGAGGAUGACGACAUCUGGGAGGAUGGCGAGCUGAGCCGAGCAGCCCGGGUGACGGCCAGAGCCAGAUUUGGAGCCCCCCUCGCCGCAGAGAGUGGCUCAAAGAGCAGCCUAGAGCACGGCAGUCGCAACGGGAGUGUGGACACGGAUGCUCCCCGAGGGGCCACUCCUCCAGCUGAGGGCAGCCGCAGCCCCGGCCCGCCGGCCCCUGUGCAGAAAGAAGGCCGUGGUGGGGAGGGCAGUGCGGAAGGUGCCGGUUGGGCUGCGGUGUUUGCCGAGCCCGUGAGCGCAGCCCUGCAGGCCCCCGGGGUGGCCGUGGACGUCGGCUCCAGUGUCUGGGCAGUCAGCACGCCUGGUGCCCCCACGCCAGAGGAGAAGGGCUGGGCCAAGUUCACAGACCUCCAGCCUUUCUGCUGCUCUGAUUCAGGUCCCCGGUGCAGCUCCCCAGUGGACACAGACAGUGGCAACAUCCAGGGCGGCCCAAACCAGUGCCCAGAGAAAACCUCCUGCCCAGCUCCCCCAAGUGCCUGGAACACGUGUGCGCCCAGGAAGGCACCCCCGGUAGCCUCCAGCAGCAGGUACACUGGGGCCUUGGACAGAGAGGAUGUCGAGCAAGGCGCAGGUGGCAUCCGGGAGGGGGUCUUCAGCCAGGAGACUCCCCCACGGGCCACGGAGGCCAUCCCUCGAAGGGCUGACCACACACCCAGCAUGCCACUGGACUCUGCGCCCUGGGGCCCCACAUACAACUCCCCCGCUACUGCAGACGUGGCCACCAUCCCAGCUGAGGCUACACCCCCCGCAGCAGCUGAAGUGGCCGCUCUGGCCACCUCCACUGCACUGGCCUUAGUGGCCCCCUCAGGGCCCAUUGUGGCAGUCACCACGGUGGCCCCCUUGGAGACAAAGAACAGGAAGACAGAGGCGCCGCCGCCAGCAGGAGCCACCGCGAAUGGCCCUGUGUGACGCUGCUGCCACCAGGCCCUGGUGCCACCAAGCAAGAAAACUACCUGGUGAUGCAACUUGUCUUUUUUAAUUUAAUUUAAUUUAAUUUUGAAAUAAAUGCUGCAUCGGUAGAGCGGCAGUGGAACCGUCAAAGGCCCGGCUUGCGUCCUCCUGCCACAGCCCAGCGCGGCCUGUCUUUGCAGCGGCUCCGCCCACACAGCAAUAAAGCUCGCCGCCUGGCGCUGCCUGUGGGCCUGGGCCGGGCACUUCGGAGGCAAGGAGCCACCAGGCAAGGCCACACGUGCUGGUGCCGGGACUCGAUGGACGUGGUGGAUGUGGCUUCCACCCGGGGCUCUGUUUUUACUGUUUUUUAACGAAUGCAGGAAGAGCCACAUUUUUGCACUUUGUCGUCCCGUAGCAGCGGGCGGCUGGUCCCCUAGCUCAGGCCCCCUCCCACCUUGGCGGGAGGGGGUUAUGUGCCUGGGAUGGGGAGACCCUCCAAAUGCACUUGGGCACCAGGGUGUGGGGACGUGAACCUGGGCUCUGGGAUUUGGCUGCCUUAAAACCCGCCCUCACAGCCUGGUGGAGCAGCAGAGCCAGCGGCGUGCGCGUCAGGUGGGCAGGACCAGAGGGCUGGGAUGAUGCCACAAUGCUGGGUGGGGCCCCCCUGGGGGCCAAGGUCCUGAGCUUAUGUUGUGUUAACUUGACAGGCAUCCAGCCCCAGCUCCAAUAAACAGCUGUGUCGUUCCUA